AUGAGCAGAUGGACAAGAGCACAACUACCCAUCAUUCAACAGCUUCUCAUGCCAGUUGUCCAGCCUGGGACCUAUCAGCAGCUUCUCGCUAAAAAGGAACCGCAGGAUCUUCCUUACAUCAGGGGGGCCAAAGCUAAUAAGAUAAAGAAAAGUUUAAGAGACAUGUUCAGAUAUUUGAAGUGGAGGCAGUUUAACCUGGAGGCAAGGUCUAAACUGCGUAGGAUGGUGAAGAAGGGAUGGAAGGGGAUGGACUUACCAGAGAACUUUGCCACAUGUAUGUCUCGCAUGCGAGAUGGUGAAGGUGGGAUCAUUCAUUUUGAGGGGCAGAUAAACCAUCUGAUUCCUGUACAUAAUGAACAGUAUUUAGCUUCCGAGUACUAUAAGUGUGAAGGUCAGCUGAUUGCAUGCUGGGUUUGGUGUAACUGGAUUGUCACAGUCCAUUACAGAAUAUUUGGAGUCUUCUCAAGUGAAUGAGUGCCUUCCAUAUCUCUCAAAGAACGACAUCCCUGACCUGCAUGUACGUGAGAAACUAAAACAGGUAGAUCUACUCCUUUUUUGCCUUGGCUAUGAAGAUUUGACAGACAACAGCUGCAACCGCACUUGGGGACUUAACCGAGUUAUUUCCAAUUAACUAAUUAAAGCUAACUCGUGUAAAAAAAAACUGCAAGUGUGGCCAGGUUAUCUACGGUCUUAACCAAGUUCUGGACAUGUUAUGCAACUCAACCAAGAAAAACAGAUUUUCUUCACCAAGCUGGGCUUUUUUAAACCUAGUUUGACAGAGGUUAACGUUAUCAAUCAGUUGAUCAUCUCUGCCUACGCAUGAAAAUGGUCUAUGGCUUUACCAUGCACGCAAGCACAACAGUUUCGAAAAUUACAUAUUUAGCUCAAAGUUCAAGAGUUUCUUUUUAACACCAUUGAGUUAAGCCGUCCAGGCUUUUUGCGCACAAAAUAACAACCCUUCACAAAUCAAUGUCAUGUGCAAUAAGUCAACAAAUAAAGAUGUUUGAUACAACUGAAAGAUGCCAUUAUAAAACUAAAAGAUGUUCAAUACAACGAAAAGAUGUUUGGUACAUCAAAAAAAAGAUGUUAGAUAGAAUGAGAACGGAUAUUUGAUAAAACCAAAAGAUAUUCGAUAAAAGAUGAGGAGGCGGAAGUGCUUUUGUUUCCAUGUCAUCUUAUUCCCAGGUUCCUGGCAGGGAUCAGAAGUAGGCCUGAUUUCCCACGCAAACUCUUGCUCCAAAGAGGAGCAAAAUGCCGGAGCAGAACAUUCAGCAGGUCAUAAUAACUGUUUGAAGUGCAGUAAUGAAUUUACAAGGCCAGUGGACACCGUCACCAUCAUGUAAUACUGAGGUAAAAAGCUCACAGCAACAAUUAAGUAGCGUCCGAGACGAGAUUAGCACUUGUUUUCGGAUCUCGCGAAGUAGAUGUGAAAGAAAUACUACUCAAGAGUCUCAACCUAAUGGCAGAGCUACAUUCCUCCAAUAAGACCUGUGGGAGGCCUGUCAGGUAUAAGAAACCGCCGGAGCAUGUGGAGAGGAAGCUCUCGCUCAUUUCAUUCUCUUCAUGUACAGCUACCAUGGCAGACAGGCCAGAGUAUUAUUACAAAGACAUCUGCCUACUUCCCAAUCCAAGCAAUGAUCAGGUGCCAAGGGGUUCGGCAAAAGUCUCCCCUGUGGAAGGUCUGUUUGUGGACACUUUAAGCCCAGAACAGUGA
Messenger RNA from Porites lobata, 1714 nucleotides. The record is from the annotation of a GenBank genome assembly. NCBI's taxonomy places the organism in Eukaryota, Metazoa, Cnidaria, Anthozoa, Scleractinia, Poritidae.